CCCUCCCAAGAUGCCUCCGUUACCAGCAGUUGAUCCAAGUGAUCAAAAAAUUCAGACGAAAGGGAUAGCUGAAUAUCAACCUUGUCAUUCCCAGUCCAUCCAUGGCUUCGUUCGGCGGUAGAGUGAUGGAGCGGAGCCAGAGCAAGAGCCAAGCUUCAGAUUCGGAUUCGGCUGGUGAAGGAGUCGGUUGGCAAAGUGCAGGGGAUACCAGUCGAAUCAUGGACAAAGCUUUGGAACUGAACAGGAAGAAAGAUAUCAUAUGCCUUAUUUUGUCAUAUCCUCCUUUCAGCUCGGUGAUCCAAGGGAGUCACAAAGGUUGGAUUCUUGAUGUUUUGGCGAUUAAUCAGAAACUAAGAGAAGCAGUUUACGGGGAGAAAAAAAUCGAUUUUUCAGAGCUCUCUCCUAGAAUCGAUCAACUGCUUGAUCAUUCAAUCCACGAUAUUGAAGCUUAUGUUCGAUCAGACAUCAUUCUGGAGAUGCAAAUGCGACAUUUACAGAAAAGAAAACCUACUACAAAAGUUUACAAUUUGGCUAUUGAUUUUGCUGUUCGCCAAAUUUUACAAGAUAUAGAAAUUCCCAAAUUUCAGAGGAUUUUGAUCUCUGGCAGGGAUGAUGCAGGCCUCCUCACGUCAAGAUUGAAUAAUCUACAGCAUAAAAAGGGAAUGUUUGAUCUUUUCAUUCACGUUAAGGCCUCUUCUUGUAAAAGUGCUAGAGAUAUUGAAGAUGUCAUUGCAAGAGAACUGGGUCUCUCAACAUCCAGCAGACAGGAAGUGGAUGGAUUGCUGAAAAGCAAAAGCUUUUUGAUCCUUCUUGACGAUGUUGAUCUUGCUUCAUCGACAAAUCUCAACGACGUGGGGACCAAUUGGUGGAACUUGAAGAAGUUUCAAAAGAUGGUUUGCACAACCGGCUCUAUGGGAAGGAGAGCUGAUUACACAGAAGCCGAUCUGGAGAUUAGUUUGGAGGAUCAUCUGUUCACAUGGGAUUUAUUUUGUAUGGAAGUUGGCAAUGUUGUUCAUUUUUCAGGCAUCCAACGCCUUGCAAUACGCAUGAUCAAAGAGUGCAAGGGUCAUUUACUUGUCAUUGUUUUAAUGGCAAGAGCCUUGAGAGAUAUUGAUGAGGUUCACACAUGGGAAUGUGCAUCUCUUGCAUUGACCUUACAACCCACUCAGUUGAGAGACGACGAUGUCUUAUUUAAUGCCUUAGCAUUCGUCUGUGGACGUUUGGGCUCAGCAAUGUAUUGUUUGAAGUUUUUUGUACACAUGGGAUGCUGGAGAGGAUAGAGAAAGGAGAUAUCAUUGGCUGGUGGAUCAGACGCGGCUUAAUUAGAAAAGCAGAUGAAGGAGAAGAAAUGGUUCAGGAUCUUGUUGAUGCCUUCUUGUUAGAGAGUUCCGGGAAUGGAGAUUCUGUUUUUCUCAGUGUGCGAGGUGAAAUCUAUGAGGCCUUACUAAUUUUGUUAGGACACAAAACAGAGUUGCUAUUUCUUCGGCAAGGUGGAAAGGGAUUAACCGAUCCUCCAAUAGAAGAGAGAUGGAAAACAGCCAGUGAGGUGCUUUUGAUGAACAAUAAACUGUCUGAGCUACCAAAGAGUCCAUAUUGCCCUCAACUCAGGGCACUGUUCCUACAAGCCAAUCAUGGUCUGAGAGUUAUUCCUCCAAUGUUCUUUGAAGGCAUGCCUUCCCUACAAUUCUUAGACUUGUCCAACACUGCAAUUAGAUCUUUACCACCAUCUCUUUUUAAAUUGGUCCAACUCAGAAUUUUCCUUCUAAGAGGAUGUCAACUUCUCAUGGAGUUACCACCUGAAGUUGGAUAUCUUAGAAAUCUUGAGGUGCUUGAUCUUGAAGGGACUGAAAUUAUAAGCCUACCUGUGAAUUUUGGAAGACUGACCAACCUCAAGUGCCUGAGAGUGUCCUUCUAUGGUUACAGUAACCACACUGGACAAAAUAACCAGUCCUCCAAUACAAUGAUUCCUCAGAACGUGAUAUCAGAACUUUCUCAAUUGGAAGAAUUAAGCAUACAUGUGAAUCCAGAUGAUGAGCGAUGGGAUGUGAUCGUGAAAUAUAUUGUCAAGGAAGUCUGCACCUUGAAACACUUGGAGACGCUUAAACUUUACUUGCCAGAAGUUAGACUUGUGAAUGACUUCAUGGGGAGUGGAAACUCAUUGAUAAACCUCUCACUGAUGAACUUCGAGUUUAUUAUUGGCAGCCACCACAAGCGCUUUGUAUCUCGACUACCACAAGAAAUUGCAAAUAGAUUUGAACAGCAAGAAAGAUGCUUGAAGUAUGUGAAUGGUGAAGGUGUCCCAAUGGAAAUUAAGGAGGUACUCCAACAUGCUACUACUCUGCUCUUGGAACGCCAUUUAACUCUUACCAAGCUGUCUGAAUUUGGGAUUGAAAAUAUAAUGAAGCUAGAAUUUUGUGUACUGGGGGAAUGUAGCAAGAUUCAAACCCUUGUGGAUGGAGCAGAAACUUUUAGACAAGGAGAUGAUGAUGGAGAUGUUCAUCAAGAAAUCAUACUUGGAUCACUCCAAUAUUUGAGGCUUCACUAUAUGAAGAAUUUAGACAGUAUAUGGAAGGGGCCAAUCUGGAAGGGUUGUCUAUCCAGUCUCAAGUCUCUGGAAUUGUAUGCAUGCCCCCAAUUGACUACCACUUUUACUUUGGGUUUGCUUGAAAAUCUCGACCUUCUAGAGGAGCUUGUGGUUGAAAACUGCCCCAAUAUAAUCAGCUUGGUGACUUAUGAAGUUCCUGCAGAACAUACGCUGCUCUGCUUCAAAACAUACCUUCCAAAGUUGAAGAAGAUAUCACUUCAUUACUUACGAAAAUUGGCCAGCAUUUCCAGUGGUUUACGCAUUGCACCAGACUUGGAAUGGAUGAGCUUCUAUAAUUGCCCAAGCAUUGAAGCUCUUUCUAACAUGGAAGUUUCUAGUAAUAAUUUGAAGGUGAUCAUAGGAGAGGCUGACUGGUGGAGGGCAUUGAAAUGGCAAACAUCAGUUCUAAGAAGUAAUCUGGAUUCUAUAUUUGUCCCCAUUAAAUCAGAUGUUGAUUUGAUGACUCAGUUAGAAGAAACUAAGAAUCAACUUCUAGCUCCCAAGCAAGAGAGAAAUCCAUCUCAACAGUCAGGUUCUGGUGACUCCUUGAAGGCCCUUGCAGCGGAGGCAGGAACCACCUCAAUUGAUAAGCAGCGUCAUAAGCCUUCUCCAUUGCCACUGUCGUCUCCUUCCACGAAGAGCUUCAUGAAGGCCUCUGUAGUAGAAGCAGGAACCACCUCGGAGCAGAAGUGGAAGCCCCACACUGUAAAGAUGACUGAUGCAGCAGAAGUUGACUUACAAAGAAUCCGGGGAAGCUUAUUAACUUCUGUCAGUUCCGAAACUGCAUGUAUGAAAGAUCUGAAAGAAAACUAUGAGAUGUUGAUAGGCGGAGCAAAACAGCUCAAGGCACUGAGGAAUGGCAUGGAGAUGGAAAUAAGAAGACAUAAUAUAAGGCCGCACAUAAGAGAAUGGUUGGCUAAGGUUGAGAGGAUCAACAUUGAAGUGAACCAACUAGAAACUCUAUACAAUGAUGAAAUGAAGCAUCCAGGGAGACCGGUUCGUUUUUGGGAAUGCUCAAAUCUUAGCAAAAACAUGGAGAAGAAGCAUGAGAAAGUUCAUAGUCUUUUGAAAGAAGGGAUUGAUAAAAGAAGAGUACUGGUUGCAGAAUUGUCAGAACUUGCCAGGAAAAUACCUGCACCGAAAAUAGAAGACUCAUCGUUGUGCAAUGUGGUUGAAGAUGUAGUGAGUUUUCUACAGGAUAAGCAAAUAAGAAGAAUCGGAAUUUGGGGAACAGUUGGAACAGGGAAAACCACAAUAAUGAAGAACGUGAUCGAUCAUAAAGAUGUGGCUAAAAUAUUUGAUAUGGUCAUCUGGGUAACUGUCUCAAAGGAAUGGAGCAAAAAAACGUUUCAAGAUGCAAUUAUGCAGAGACUAAAAAUGAAUAUGAAGGGCAGUGUUAGCAUCGAGGAAAAUUCUCUAAGAAUUUCUGAAGAGCUAAAGGGAAAGAAGUGUUUGAUUCUUCUAGAUGAAGUCUAUGACUUUAUUGAUCUAGAUGAAGUAAUUGGAAUCAACCAGAGUCAUGAGAGCAAGGUGGUGCUGGCGAGUAGGCUCCGUGACAUUUGCAAGGGCAUGGAAGCUGAUGAGUUAAUCAAUGUGAAACCAUUGUCAGAUCAUGAAGCUUUCAACAUGUUCAGGGAAAAGUUGGGUCAGUCUAUUUACUCCCCACAAAUUGAACGGGUUGCUGAACAGGUGGUUAGAGAGUGUGGUGGUUUACCCCUGCUGAUAAACAUUGUAGCCAUGAUCUUCAGAAAUAAAAGGCAAGAUAUUUCCCUUUGGAUGGAUGGAUUGAAACAUCUGCAAAGAUGGGAGGAUAUUGACGGCAUGGAUCAUGUGAUUGAAUUCCUGAAGUCUUGCUAUGAUUAUUUAGAUAGUGACACAAAGAAGGCCUGUUAUCUGUAUUGUGCCUAUUUCCUGGAGAAUAUGAUAUUAAUGUAG
This is a messenger RNA of Vitis riparia (riverbank grape), 4519 nucleotides long. Its product is annotated as disease resistance protein At4g27190-like. The record is from RefSeq and is a predicted model, not a curated record. The transcript has 4 exons. Lineage: Eukaryota; Viridiplantae; Streptophyta; Magnoliopsida; Vitales; Vitaceae. The coding region runs from base 1265 to 4519 and encodes 1084 amino acids. Gene Ontology annotation, molecular function: protein binding; ADP binding.